AGGGGGCACGCUUUGUAUUGACUACCAAAUCAGCAUUGUCCUGCACCGUGUAUAUAAAGACUGCGAGGAAGUUGUGCAUCUGUUGCAUUUCUCUCGCACACUCCAGCUCAACCCAUCCUUGCACCCAUCUGUCCAACGGUACAGGGCACACCUUGCAGGACACACAGCAUACAUAGAACCUACAGGCUUGCUUUUGAGGAUGUCUCCUAAGAGUGACUGCCCCCAGAUUCAGAGGACAGAGCUUUAUUACGAGACUCCAGACAACGAAAUGUCUCCUUCCUCACCCCCCUGCUGCUCCCCCGGCUCCCCGUUAAGCCCAGCGCAAAGCGAAGACUGCACCUUGGCGGAUAGAUGCUCCCACCCCAGGGAGACUGACAGAAAGAGGAUGAGGGUAAAGCGAAUGCGAUCUAGGGUAAAGAGAGACGGCACCGUUGUAAAACAGAGGAAAAAUCGCAGACUGAAAGCCAAUGACAGAGAGAGAAAUCGCAUGCACAACCUGAACUCCGCUCUGGACUCGCUGAGGAGCGUCCUACCCACCUUCCCAGAUGAUGCCAAGCUCACCAAGAUAGAGACCCUAAGGUUUGCACACAAUUAUAUCUGGGCUCUGUCUGAAACUCUGCGAAUGGCUGAUCAGAGCCUCCUCAGCUCCGGCCAGCAGCACUUGUUGGACUCCUUAAAGAAGUUCCCCAGAAGUUGUCUGAUGAUGGAGCUCUCCAGCCCCUCCAGCUGCGCUUCCUCCAGUGAAUGGGACUCUCUGUACUCCCCUCUGUCCCAGGCCAGUAGUUUCAGCCCUACAGGAUCCAUGGACGAGCUGAUGCCCCAGUCCCACCCUUGCCUGAGACACAGCACUUCCCUAGCAGUAGAGUUCGUGUAAAGCUGACAUAUACUGUAGCCUCCUCAGCUCCUACCCAUUGGCUUGUGUGGAACUCUUAUGGCAAUUGCUGCAGCCUGGGAAGGGCACACUUACCUAACCCAUCUGCCUUCCCUGUAAAUUAUAUUCUCAGAUUUUCUCCCCUUAUUUGCCUUAACAAAAUACUCUCUACUCUGUGCACUUUGUCUACUAAUCACCCUUUACCCCAUCCACCCGACGAGCUCUUAAAUACAACGUUUAUAUCCAACUUUUAUAUUUUCUCCCAUUUUUCUCUUAAAUCUUGUAAUUUUUUAUUGAUUUUUAUGUUAUGGCUGGUAUAUGGCUACACAGGCUCUGUCACUAUUAUAUUGAGCAUGAUUUCCCAGAAUCAAUGUACUUAAAUUAUAUUAAUUUGCUGUUUCGUGUAUUUAUUGUUUUUAAGUCGUAAGAAAUAUAUAUUUUGUACAUAUAAUAAGAAUAUUUUUUUUGCACCAGCCAGGACGAUUGAACUAAAAUCUGCUGGCAAUAAAGGUUUCUUUUUAUAAAAUA
Molecule: messenger RNA, 1399 nt
Organism: Xenopus laevis (African clawed frog)
Lineage: Eukaryota; Metazoa; Chordata; Amphibia; Anura; Pipidae
Gene: neurog3.L
Product: neurogenin 3 L homeolog
Exons: 2
Coding region: 200-874 (224 amino acids)
Biological process (GO): positive regulation of transcription by RNA polymerase II; axon development; sensory organ development
Cellular component (GO): nucleus
Molecular function (GO): protein heterodimerization activity; E-box binding; protein dimerization activity
Source: RefSeq, a predicted model, not a curated record